AUGUUACCAACCACUGUUUUACGAUCCCCAGCAUUAGUUCAAAAAGUACUCAAGAGCUUUCAUACUGAAGGAGGAUACGACUCUUUGGUGUUGCCAGGGCUCAAGGUGAUCAACAGCGAAGAAGGUCGUGUUCGUGCCGAGUUUACUGUGGAAAAGCAACAUUUGAAUCGACUCAAGUCGGUGCAUGGUGGAUUGCUUGCAACUGUGGUCGAUGUUGGCGGAUCAUUGGCUUUAGCUUCGAAAGGAUUAUAUGCAACAGGUGUGAGCACAGACAUCAACAUUAGCUACAUUUCGAGUGCCAAGGAAGGAGAUGUUGUGUCAGUGGAUUGUCGCUGUGACAAAUUGGGCAAGACACUUGCAUUCACAAGCAUUGAGCUUUCCUCAAAUGGACGCCUUGUUGCUCUUGGAAGACAUAACAAGUUUGUUGCUCAAGCUUACGCCCACCCGCAGAAUGAGAUUGGCCAAAAGCAGUAG
Lichtheimia ornata is the source of this 474-nucleotide messenger RNA. RefSeq lists its product as uncharacterized. The coding region runs from base 1 to 474 and encodes 157 amino acids. The record is from RefSeq and is a predicted model, not a curated record. Lineage: Eukaryota; Fungi; Mucoromycota; Mucoromycetes; Mucorales; Lichtheimiaceae. The transcript has 7 exons. Gene Ontology annotation, molecular function: fatty acyl-CoA hydrolase activity.